AUGAUGACGUGCCGUCUGCUGUGCGCCCUGUUGGUGUUUGCCCUGUGCUGCUGCCCGUCUGUGUGCGCGGCAGAGUCUACUGCGCAUACUGAAGUUAAGGCUUCUGUCGCCGCGAGUCCACAGUCCCCUCCAUCGGUGACACUAACACAGGGGAAAAGUGAGCCAGGGUCGUUAGGUAAUGGGUCUGUUGCGGACCUGGGAAGUACUGCAGUAGAUGGACCAGCCUUGACCGCUGCAGGUCGGGAAUCAGGUGACGUGUCCAACACGUUACAAAAUCAUGGUCCUGACGGUACUCCAGGACCAGAAAUCAGCACAAGACAAUCCGCAGAAGAAGCAAAUCAGGAAGCCGAAGAUCCUGCCGAGACGACCACGACGACGACUACAACACAGGCACCAACAACGAUAACAACCACUACAACAAAGGCACCAAGUGAUACGGCCAUGAAUACAGAGGCGCUAACCACAACGACGACCACCCGCGCACCGUUACGUCUUCGCGAAAUCGACGGCAGCCUCAGCAGCUCUGCGUGGGUGUGUGCCCCGCUGCUGCUCGCCCUAUCCGCGCUGGCGUACACCACACUUUGCUGA
Molecule: messenger RNA, 588 nt
Organism: Trypanosoma cruzi
Lineage: Eukaryota; Euglenozoa; Kinetoplastea; Trypanosomatida; Trypanosomatidae
Product: mucin TcMUCII, putative
Exons: 1
Coding region: 1-588 (195 amino acids)
Source: RefSeq, a predicted model, not a curated record